ACACCCGACAAGUCCAAGGCUGUUGGCGACAGUUUGUUCGGGGAAGGAGACGAGGAGGACGACGAUUUCUUUGCCUCGUCUGCCAAGCCGAAAGACAGUAAAAAGCCAGCUGGGGGCGUGUCUCUGUUCGGAGGAGCCGAUGUGUUAGGGACAGCGGGCAAGAAGGAGGAAGUCAAACCGGCAAAGUCUGAGGCGACGCCAGCCGCCAAAAAGACGCGGGCCCUGUCCUUGUUUGACGACGAUGAGGACAACGAGGCCGACCUCUUCUCCAGCAAACCUUCCAAACCCCCGGCAGGGAAAGAGACGUCUAAACCAAAAUCGGGCGGUCUGUUUGACGACGGUGAUUUGUUUGGUGGGAGCCAAGAGGAGAACCCACAAGUAGAUUUGUUCAGCAAUAAAGGCCCGCUGGCUGCUCACAAAGCCAAAGAAGAACCCAGGAAAACCGCCACAGCCGCGCCGGCCCAGAAAUCCGCUCCGGCCGGCAAAGCCGCGUCGUCCGACCUGUUUGGUGGGGAUGGUGAUGAUGAUGAUGGUGACGACCUGUUCUCGUCUUCCUCGAGUUCAUCGACAGCUGUGAGGCCGGGUGCCACGCCGAUUGGUGGAGUGACGGAGACGGAAUCGACAGACGAUAUGGAGCCAAAGGCCGAGGCAGCAAAGGCCGAGGCAAAGAAGCCAAAAAAGCCGGCUGGAGCUGUGUCCAUGUUUGGCGCAGGCAUCGACCCGCUGGCCCUGCUGAAGAAGAAGAAGCCCCAGGUGGACUCGGACGCUGAGGACGAGAAAGAGGAGGAGAAGAAGAAGAAGGAGGAGGAAGAGGAGGAGAAAAAGGAGGAGAAGAAGAAGGAGCCUGAGAAGGAAGCGAAGAAAGCCCCGAGUGCCGCAAGCAAAGGUGCAGAUUUAUUUGGCGAGGAUGCGGAAGACGACGGGGGUCUUUUCUCUGCAGCAAAAUCUGGGGCUAAAGUGGAGGGGGUGACCACCUCAGAGUCUACAGACGCUCCGGAGCAGACUGAAGCAGAAGUGCCCGCCCCGAAAGCCGAGCCGGCAAAGCCCAAGAAACCGGCGGGAGCUGUGUCCAUGUUUGGCGGCAUGGACCCCUUCGCUCUGCUCAAGAAGAAGAAGCCAGUGGAUGAGGAAGAAGAGGAAGAGGAAGCUGGGAAGACGGAGAAAGCGACACCUCCGAAGACGCUGGCUAAAUCACCGGCCGCGAAUUCGUCGGUUCUGGAGGAUGACGACGGGGAUAGUCUCAAACCCAAACCUCCUGCAGAUCUGUUUGGUGAAGACGAGGAAGACGACGACUUGUUUGGCGCCAAGAAGCCCGCUGCCCCGCCCGCUCCGAAGGUGGAAUUGCCUUCUCCCACAGCUGAGGCUGAGCCAAAAGCCCCCGAGCCCAGCAAGCCGAAGAAACCGGCCGGCGCUGUGUCCAUGUUUGGCGGCAUUAACCCUUUCGCUGCCAUGCAGAAAAAAUCUGUGUCUGUUGAUGAGGAGGAAGAGAAGGAAGACAAGAAAGACAUAGAAGCCAGUUCGCCCGCGGAAGAACCGCCCAGCUUCGUUGACCCCCUGGAUGUGUUGUCCUCUCCCGUCUCUGCCGUUGCCCCCAAACCAAAAGCCACUUCCUCCCACGUGGUGGUCGUCAAGCCUAAGCCUAAGCCUAAGUCUCGUGGCGGCCUGGAGGAUAAAUCGCCCACCUUCAACCCGGCGGCCUUGUUGCCGGGGGCAACCCACCCGUCGCUGAGCAAGUCUCUGGAGAGAUCCGAGUCGGUGGACUUUGACCAACCGGCCGAGACCGAGACGCUGCAGAGUGCCAGCAAGGACCGAGUGAAAGUGAUCAGCCGCAGACGUCCACAGAGCCGCAAGGCGCGCCGCCUGGCCGCCACAAACUCGGGCAUCAGCUUCGACGAGCCGACUAGCCCAACCACGCCCACCAUCCCCGAACUCCCCGACCUCCCUGACCCGGCCGCCACCCCCCACAACACUCCCGCAACUAGCGAUGACGCCGAUUCCCGCGCGUCUGGGUCAGUACCGGCGUCGUCAGAGGUCAAGGCUGCUUCAAAGGUCGGCGGGGAAGACUCCUCGGAGAAAAAGACCAAAUCUGGGGAUUUGUUCGGAAAUGAUGAUUUGUUAGACGGGCCUUCAUUGACGAGCAAAACUUCCCUGAAGGGCGGUGGUGAGAAGGCGACCUCUAAACCCGACGACGAUUUAUUCGGGAAAGACUUAUUCGGCGGUAAAAAAUCCCAACCUUCAGCGGGGGCCGCCGAUCUUUUCUCCUCCGACUCCAGUGCUAGUAACAACGGAGCCUUAAACAACAACGACAACGACGACUUGUUUGGUUCGUCUCCCGCCCCGCCUGCCAGCAAGUCCAAAAGUGGUGCGGGAAAAACCGACGCGAGUGCGACAAAAGUGCCUACAGCGAAGAGCAAAACCGCUGCUGACAAUGACCACGAUAUAUUUUCUACGAGCUCUGGAAAGGGGAAGGCGAACGACGUGUCCAAAGUUCUGGACGAGGAUGAUUUGUUCGCUCCUCCCCCCGUGCCCUCCUCCUCCUCCGCAGCAAGCAAAAAGGGGGCUAACUCUAAUGUGUUUAGUGACGACGACGAUUUGUUUGGAUCGUCAUCCGUGAAGGCGCCGGCCGAAAAGGCGAAGGGGAAUUCCAAAUCGGCCGUUGAUAAGGACGAUGACAUAUUUGCUGACUCGAGUCUAACGGGAAAGAAAGAUACAAAAGCUAGUGCUGAGGACGAGAAGAAAAGCCGCCCGAAGAAAAGCGUGACCAAAGAGGCAAACCUCCUGUCGGACACGACGGAUAUAUUUAGCGACAUCCCCGCCGCCAAGCCAAAGGAAACCAAGAAGAAAACGAAGAAAGUGGUGGAGAAAAAGAGUGUGUUCAAGGAUGAUGUGGAUGAUAUUUUCGGAGACUCGUCAGCCGCCACGAUCAAAAGCAAAAAGGAGCCGAAGAAAAAGUCGACAGCGAAAGCAGCAGCAGCAGUUGACUCCGACAACAUCUUCGAUGACCCGCUGAGCUGAGGCUGGUCGGAGUGAGAAACUUUAUCUGCUGACGGAGCGGAGCUGAUUGGCUGAUGUCUUUGCUCACGCUGAGCUGAGGCUGGUCGGAGAAACUCUAUCUGCUGACGGAGCGGAACUGAUUGGCUGAUGUCUUUGCUCACCCGAACGUGACAGUUGUUGAUCCAAAUCUGUUUUGUAUUUUUGUGAUAAAAACGUACUUUGGCAAGCUAGGGCGACAAAAUCAGAGAUUUGACGACUGAUCUAUUUUUUAGCUAUGCGUAUGUUGUAUUGUGAUUGUGUAUGUGUAUAUGACACUGUAUCGGAAUAUCUGGGUCAUUUUCGCUUCGUUGUGCAAUGAUUGGAUUUUGAUUUUUUUUUUCCUCAAGAAAAUGCUCAGACUUAUUUUUGAAUGCAAGUGCAAGAAGGUAUUGGAAGAUAUUGCUGCUGCUGUGUUUUGCCUGCUGUGUUUGCGCUGGUUUUUGUUUGUUUUCGUGUCCUGGUUUGUAGAUACGCUCCUUUACGUUUUAUUUUUUUCCUCUUGUCAAAACAAUGAGCACAGUCAGUUUGGUAUUGGUUCUAUAUGUUCAGUAUUACGGAGAGUUGUAGUUAGUUUUACCUCGUUUGCAGCUCAGGUAGGUUAACAAAAAGUGCUGAAGGUUGAGGGAUGCUUCUAGAGAGUAACACGCUGAGAUGUUCAAAUCUUUCGUGAGGGUCAGUGUGGUGUUGGCUGUGUGUCCAGUGGUCAGUUUGGUGGUAGUUGGAGUUUUACAGCAAGUACAACAGAGAGGUUGUAGAAGUGCCGAAGACUAGAGCUGUGACUAGAGAGUAACACACAGAGAAAAGGGAGGAGAAAUGAUGCUGAUAGAUGUUGAUAGGUAAGAUCAGUAAGAAGGAGCAAACCGCACCAGAGCGCCUGCCAACCACCCAUUAUGUCCAAUGUAAAUGUAAGCGUUGUUUCCGUUUGUUCAAAGCUGUUCAAAUUCAGUAACUUGGGACACAUAAACGAGGUCAUGUGUGUUUGUUCGUCGCUGUCUUCUCUCUUCACCUUUCGUGUGUUUUAUUUUCUGCCUUGUUAAAGGAAUAAGUGAAUAAGAAAUACGGUGCAGCCUCUCUAUAACGACCUUCGACAUAACGGCAUCCUCUGUAUAGCGACAUGCUGCCCAGGUCCCAAUUUUUUCUUUAUAUAUCAUUAGUAAUAUUUUUGGUUGACUCUCUAUAAGGACAACUCUCUAUAACGACAUUUCUUACUUUACUGGUCGCGACGAUGUGGUUAUAGAGAGGCUGCACUGUACUGUAUUCUAUGGAAUGUGCUGUCAUUUUCCGAGCAGUGCACGACGAAAGCCUUUAAAGACUCCCAUGAAUUGUAUAUCAUUUCAGACUAUAAUUAAGUGCAGAACAAAUUUUUUGCAAAGUGCCCUUAACUUAUAUAAGAAAAUUAAAAUGGGCAAUUAAUUUUUUACUCAGAUUGAAUUGUUUAUUCCGAUAUUAUCUUGGUAAACGGGAGAAUAGUUCCCUCGUUUUUUGUGAACUACGUGUCAACCAGACAGCUCUUUGAUGACGUUUCACCUCUCAGAAGUCCAAGAACCCCCCGGGGCAGUGCCACUGACAGAAAUGUCUUUAGGCCAUUCCCAAAGGGGGGACAUUUCUCAUUCAGGC
Messenger RNA from Aplysia californica (California sea hare), 4650 nucleotides. RefSeq names its product WASH complex subunit 2C. Gene Ontology annotation, molecular function: phosphatidylinositol phosphate binding; retromer complex binding. Gene Ontology annotation, biological process: retrograde transport, endosome to Golgi; protein localization to endosome. Lineage: Eukaryota; Metazoa; Mollusca; Gastropoda; Aplysiida; Aplysiidae. The record is from RefSeq and is a predicted model, not a curated record. Gene Ontology annotation, cellular component: WASH complex; early endosome.